This is a messenger RNA of Orycteropus afer afer, 1740 nucleotides long. RefSeq names its product kelch like family member 30 (gene KLHL30). The transcript is spliced from 7 exons. Gene Ontology annotation, molecular function: protein binding. Bases 1 to 1740 code for a protein of 579 amino acids. The record is from RefSeq and is a predicted model, not a curated record. Lineage: Eukaryota; Metazoa; Chordata; Mammalia; Tubulidentata; Orycteropodidae.
AUGGUGUGCAACACUGACGACCUGGACUUCCAUGUGCCCUCGCACGCCCAGGACAUGCUGGACGGCCUGCAACGCCUGCGCUCACAGCCCAAGCUGGCCGACGUCACGCUGGUGGUGGGCGACCGGGAGCUGCCCUGCCACCGCAGCCUCCUGGCGCUGAGCAGCCCCUACUUCCACGCCAUGUUCGCGGGCGACUUCGCGGAGAGCUUCCUGGCACGCGUGGAGCUGCGGGAUGUGGAGCCGGCCGUGGUGGCGCAGCUGGUGGACUUCGUGUACACGGGCCGGCUGACCAUCACCCAGGGCAACGUGGAGGCCCUGACUCGCACGGCCGCUCACCUCCACUUUCCCGCCGUGCAGAAGGUCUGCGGCCGCUACCUGCAGCAGCAGCUCGACGCCACCAACUGCCUGGGCAUCUGUGAGUUUGGGGAGCGGCAGGGCCUGCUGGGCGUGGCGGCCAAAGCCUGGGCCUUCCUGCGGGAGAAUUUCGAGGCCGUGGCGCAAGAAGAUGAGUUCCUGCAGCUGCCCCGCGAGCGGCUGGCCGCCUGCCUGGCCAGCGAGCUGCUGCAGGUGCAGCCAGAGCAGAGCCGCCUGGAGGCCCUGCUGCGCUGGGUCCGCCACGACCCCCCGGCCCGGGCCCCCCACCUGCCCGAGCUGCUCGGCCUGGUGCACCUGGACGCCCUGCCCCAGCCCCGCAUGCGGCAGCUGCUGGCCUCCGAGCCGCUGAUCCAGGCAUCCGAGGCCUGCCAGGCAGCUCUGUCCCAGGGCCACGGUGCGGUGCUGCUGGCCCUCCCUCAGAAGCUGGAGGAGGUCCUGGUGGUGGUGGGAGGGCGGGCCCUGGAGGAGGACGAGGAGGCUGGCGAGGAACCUGAGCCGCACCCCGCGAACUUCACCUUCUACAACACCAAGGCCAAGCAGUGGCUGGCGCUCCCCGACUUCCCCGACUACCACAAGUGGGGCUUCUCACUGGCGGCACUGAACAACAACAUCUACGUCACAGGUGGCUCGCGGGGCUCUAAGACGGACGCCUGGUCAACCACACAGGCCUGGUGCUUCCCGCUGAAGGAGGCGGCCUGGAGGCCCGUGGCGCCCAUGCUGAAGGCCCGCACCAACCACGCCAGCGCCGCUCUGAAUGGCGAGAUCUACGCCAUUGGCGGCACCACCCUGGACGCGGUGGAGGUGGAGAGCUACGACCCCUACACCGACAGCUGGACACCCGUCAGCCCUGCCCUCAAGUACGUCAGCAACUUCUCAGCCGCCGGCUGCCAGGGCCGCCUCUACCUGGUUGGCUCCAGCGCCUGCAAGUACAACGCACUGGCCCUGCAGUGCUACAACCCCGCCACAGACGUAUGGAGUGUCAUUGCCUCACCUUUCCUGCCCAAGUACCUGUCCUCACCACGCUGCGCCGCCCUGCAGGGGGCGCUCUACCUCAUCGGGGACAACACCAAGAAGGUCUACGUGUACGACCCUGGGGCCAACCUGUGGCAGAAGGUGCAGCCCCUACACUGCCUGCAUGAGAACGGUGCCCUGGUGCCUCUGGGGGACGCACUCUACGUGACGGGUGGCCGCUGGCAGGGCAUGGACGGUGACUACCACGUGGAGAUGGAGGCCUACGACCGCGCGUGUGACACCUGGACCCGCCACGGUGCCCUGCCCCGCCUCUGGCUCUACCACAGCGCCUCGGCCGUCUUCCUGGACGUGGCUCGGUGGACCCAGCCCUUUGGUGGCACUCUGGAACACUAG